GUUACCUCCCUCCAUCGUAGCAAACACUGCUUCCUUCUUCUGCUUCCUUCUUUGAUCAUUCUACUCUCAUCCAUUCGUCAUCUUGUUCCUUUUUCCUCUUUAUAUCCCUCUCUCUCUCUCUCUCUCAAGAAGCCCACAUAGAUUUGGCUCACUGAAUCGCACACGAAAUCAAACUCUAAAGUCCUCUCUCCCAUAUAUAUAAGUGUAAGCAGACAGAAGCUGUCUGUUCAAGAAAUCUAGAAACAAGUUUCCAAAAUGGUAUUACUCGCUGCUCGCUCCCUACUAUCUUCUUCCUAUGGCUGCACUCGUCCCCUCUCUGCGCGGGCACUCCCUACAGGCACUGUAGGAGCAGCAGCAGCAGCAGCUCGUUCUGUUAGCACUGCUCGACCUCGCUCGUCGGCACUGCUGCGCUUUGGCCUAUCGUCACGCGUAGCAGCUCUGAGCUCCUCGCCCGCGCCUCUACUAUCCUACCCUCCUCCACUACUACUACGAAUACCUGCUUCGACGCGUUUACUAACUACGAAACGUGAAAAGGUCAAAGUUCUAGCUGUUCUGUACGACGGUGGCAAGCACGCCGAGGAUGUGCCCGCCCUACUAGGAACAACCGAAAACGAACUCGGCAUCCGAAAAUGGCUCGAGGACCAAGGUCACACCCUCGUUACCACCUCCGACAAGGAGGGCGAGAACUCCACUUUCGACAAGGAGCUCGUAGACGCUGAUAUCAUUAUUACUACUCCCUUCCACCCCGGCUACCUAACCGCUGAGCGACUAGCCAAGGCCAAGAACCUUAAGCUUGCCAUCACCGCCGGCAUUGGCUCCGACCACGUCGACCUGAACGCGGCUAACAAGACGAAUGGCGGCAUCAUCGUCGCCGAGGUGACCGGUUCCAACGUCGUGUCCGUAGCCGAGCACGUCGUCAUGACCAUCCUGAUCCUGGUCCGCAACUUCGUGCCCGCGCACGAGCAGAUCCAGAACGGUGACUGGGAGGUCGCCGCCGUCGCCAAGGACGAGUACGACCUUGAGGGCAAGGUUGUCGGCACCGUCGCCGUCGGCCGCAUCGGCGAGCGUGUUCUCCGCCGCCUCCGCGCCUUCGACUGCAAGGAGCUCCUCUACUACGACUACCAGCCCCUCAAGCCCGAGGUCGAGAAGGAGAUCGGCUGCCGCCGCGUCGACAGCCUCGAGGAGAUGCUCGCCCAGUGCGACGUCGUCACCAUCAACUGCCCUCUGCACGAGAAGACCCGCGGCCUGUUUAACAAGGAGCUCAUCUCUAAGAUGAAGAAGGGCUCGUGGCUAGUCAACACAGCGCGCGGCGCCAUCGUCGUCAAGGAGGACGUCGCCGAGGCUCUCAAGUCAGGCCACCUCCGCGGCUACGGCGGCGACGUUUGGUUCCCGCAACCCGCGCCCAAGGACCACCCUCUACGCUACGCCAAGAACCCGUUCGGUGGCGGAAACGCCAUGGUUCCCCACAUGUCGGGCACGUCGAUCGACGCGCAGAAGCGGUACGCCGACGGCACCAAGGCCAUCCUCGAGAGCUUCCUCUCCGGCAAGCACGACUACCGCCUCGAGGACCUCAUCGUCAAGGACGGCGACUACGUCACCAAGGCCUACGGCCAACGGAACAAGGCUGCUUAGAUUUGUUUUACCUAUUCAUUCAAAUCCUCUUGCCUUACCAUACCCCUACCAACAAUGGAAGAAAUAAGUAAAAAAGAAAAAAAGAUCAAAUUUUAUCACCUAACCUGGUUACCACUGAAAGGAUAUAUGUCAUUAUAACGAGACGAAACGGAACCGGAUGGACGAUGGACCAAGGGCGGUUGAUCCCGACCCCGGCAUAUAUACAAGAUGUAACUGAUGAGAAAUGUUGUUGUUGUAUUUAUCCCCACACAACGAAACCUCCCUCUCUGCUUUCAGAAGGGUUUGGUUCGUGGCUAGAUUAGCGUAAACUAGCCAUUAUUUUGAAUAUGAUGAAGUUCGAAAUA
Molecule: messenger RNA, 1976 nt
Organism: Hypoxylon fragiforme
Lineage: Eukaryota; Fungi; Ascomycota; Sordariomycetes; Xylariales; Hypoxylaceae
Product: formate dehydrogenase
Exons: 4
Coding region: 256-1632 (458 amino acids)
Cellular component (GO): cytosol
Molecular function (GO): NAD binding; formate dehydrogenase (NAD+) activity; oxidoreductase activity, acting on the CH-OH group of donors, NAD or NADP as acceptor
Source: RefSeq, a predicted model, not a curated record